This is a messenger RNA of Pichia kudriavzevii, 462 nucleotides long. RefSeq lists its product as uncharacterized. NCBI's taxonomy places the organism in Eukaryota, Fungi, Ascomycota, Pichiomycetes, Pichiales, Pichiaceae. The transcript has a single exon. Gene Ontology annotation, molecular function: glucosamine 6-phosphate N-acetyltransferase activity; monosaccharide binding. Gene Ontology annotation, biological process: UDP-N-acetylglucosamine biosynthetic process. The record is from RefSeq and is a predicted model, not a curated record. Gene Ontology annotation, cellular component: endoplasmic reticulum-Golgi intermediate compartment; endoplasmic reticulum; Golgi apparatus. The coding region runs from base 1 to 462 and encodes 153 amino acids.
AUGGUUGAUUGCAGCAUAUUAGAACCACGUUACAGUAUCGGUAAUUUAUCUGUUGAAGACUACGAUAAUGGUGUAUUACACGUGUUAUCACAGUUGACGACUGUGGGCGAUGUUAGAAGAGAAGAUUUCAAUAAAUUUGUAAAAUUACAACAGGAUAACGAGAACCAUAAAACUUUUGUUAUCAAAGACAUUGAAACAAACAAGGUUGUAGGCAUAGCGACGCUAUUGAUUGAGAUCAAGCUUAUACACGGAUAUUCUAAAGUUGGGCAUAUCGAGGAUGUGGCUAUUGAUAAAAGCGUUCGAGGUAAAAAGUUAGGUGCAUAUAUCAUCCGUUACCUGUGUGAGCUAGCCAAAUCAAGGGGCUGUUACAAGACCAUACUAGACUGUGAUGAUGAAAAUGUUGGGUUUUACGAAAAAUGUGGGUUAUCCAGAAGAGGAGUUGAGAUGGAAUACCGAGAUUAA